Messenger RNA from Rhincodon typus (whale shark), 3866 nucleotides. It is a transcript of the gene nrd1a, whose product is annotated as nardilysin a (N-arginine dibasic convertase). The coding region runs from base 388 to 3144 and encodes 918 amino acids. The transcript is spliced from 26 exons. NCBI's taxonomy places the organism in Eukaryota, Metazoa, Chordata, Chondrichthyes, Orectolobiformes, Rhincodontidae. The record is from RefSeq and is a predicted model, not a curated record. Gene Ontology annotation, biological process: proteolysis. Gene Ontology annotation, molecular function: metal ion binding; metalloendopeptidase activity.
UCUCGCUCACGGGAGCUAUCUGGUUUGGUAGACCGGUGCGAACGGUUUGCUGGUUUCCUAUCGAGGCCGAGUGUCAAGUGGUUCUUUGCUCCAAUUAGAUAUCAUCUUAUAGCUCAGGGAUCAGGCCGUAACACCUAUUCAUUUACUGGGUGAUCCGGCCAGGGCUUUGUUUGUUUAUUUAUUCACAUUACGACGGGCCUGAUUACGUUUUAUAAACGGUCUGUUGCAGCAUUUAAACUGUUUGCAAGGUUAACGGGUUGGGCGGCGUGGUGGUCGAGGCCUUCAGCUGGUGGCGGCGGCUGCAGCAGUCGGUGCUCGCAGGUCGCAUUAACCGGAUCGGCCGCGUUGUGCCUCUCGCCUCCUCGGGCUGUUUGGCGGGGCCUGGCCAUGCCUGUGAGGAACAAGUCCAAAUCGUCGAACAGAGAAAAAAGUCAGAAUGUAGAUCCUGGUACGACGACAACAACAACAGCGGACACUUCGGAGCAGGGACAGGAGGAGGAGGAGUUCAAUCCCGAGAAGAAUCGAGGCGAUCCGGACAUUGUCAAAUCUCCCAGUGACCCAAAAGAGUACAGAUAUAUUAAACUUGAAAAUGGUUUAAGCACACUUUUAAUCUCUGACAUGUCUGCUGGAGGAGGAGAUGGAACAGAAGAUAAUGAGGAAGAAGAUGAAGAAGAAGAAGAAAUGUCUGAUUCGGCCAUGCAGACUGAGGAAGAGGAAAGUGACAGUAAUGAUGAGAAUUCUGAGAGCCCCUCAGAUGGUGAAUCUUUAGAAGAACAUCUUGAGGAUUGUAAUGAUGAAUUCGGAGAGUUAGCUGGACCAUGCACUGGAAACAAAAAAAAUUCCGAAAAGCAGGCAGCAGCUGCUCUUUGUGUUGGAAUUGGGAGUUUUAGCGAUCCUGAUGAUCUUCCAGGAUUGGCACAUUUUUUGGAACACAUGGUCUUCAUGGGAAGUGAAAGAUAUCCUGAUGAAAAUGGAUUUGAUGCUUUCUUGAAAAGGCAUGGUGGUAGUGACAAUGCAUCUACUGAUUGUGAACACACAGUAUUUCAGUUUGACAUCCAGAGAAAGUAUUUCAAAGAGGCCCUUGAUAGAUGGGCACAGUUUUUUAUUGGUCCCUUAAUGAUUCAAGACACAAUUGAUCGGGAAGUAGAAGCUGUGGAUAGUGAAUUCCAGCUUGCUUCGCCAUCUGAUUCUAGCAGGAAAGAAUUGUUAUUUGGAAGCCUUGCCAGGCCUGGCCAUCCUAUGGGAAAAUUCUUUUGGGGAAAUUCCGAGACGUUGAAACAUAUGCCAAAAGAGAAUAACAUCGAUACUUAUGCAAGACUUAAAGAGUUUUGUAAGCGACAUUAUUCUGCUCAUUACAUGACUCUGGCUGUCCAGUCCAAAGAAACGUUGGAUACUUUGGAAGCUUGGGUGAAGGAAAUUUUUUCUCAAGUACCAAACAAUGGUCUACCCAAACCAGACUUCUCUGAAUUCAGGGAUCCCUUUGAAACAUCCGCUUUUAAUAAACUUUAUAGAGUUGUCCCUGUGAAGAAAGUUCACUCUUUGAAUAUAACUUGGGCACUUCCUCCCCAGAAGCAGUAUUACAGGAUUAAACCACUCCACUAUAUAUCAUGGCUAAUAGGACAUGAAGGCACAGGCAGUAUCCUGUCCCUGCUUCGAGCGAGGUGUUUAGCUCUUGCCUUAUUUGGAGGAAAUGGUGAAACUGGAUUUGAGCAGAACUCAACAUAUUCUGUGUUCAACAUUUCCAUUACAUUAACUGAUGAUGGUUAUCAACAGUUCUAUGAGGUUGCACAUAUUGUGUUUCAGUAUAUGAAAAUGCUACAAAAGCUUGGCCCUCAGGAAAGAAUUUAUAGUGAGAUCCAGAAAAUUGAAGAUAAUGAAUUCCAUUACCAGGAACAGACUGAUCCCAUUGAUUUUGUGGAAAAUGUUUGUGAAAAUAUGCAGCUUUUUGCUAAAGAGGAUUUCCUCACUGGAGAUCAGUUAUUAUUUGAGUACAACCCAGAGCUUCUGUUUCAACUCAUCAUUGAUUAUCUCGCUGAGUUUACAACUACUCCAGAUGUGUUUGGGAUGAUUGUGGAACAAUUAAAAAAGUGCUACUUCAAUGUUCUCAUCAAACCAGAAAAACUGGGAAAAGAUGUACGCCUGUCAAUUCUAGAACAUGGACGGUGGUCUUUAAUACAGAAACACCAAACUUUGAUGAAAGGUGGAACAACAGUUGAGGCACUGAUGUCAUUUGUGAAGAACUUCAAAUCUCAUCUUUUUGUGGAAGGAUUAGUACAAGGAAAUUUCACAAGCAAGGAGUCUAUUGAAUUUCUAGACUAUGUUGUACAGAAGCUGCAGUGUAAGCCACUGGUGAAGUCAGUACCUGUCCAAUUCAAAGUAGUGGAAUUACCGAAUAAAGCACAUGUGUGUAAAGUGAGUUCUCUCAACAAACAUGAUGCAAAUUCGGAGGUCACUGUGUAUUACCAGUCAGGUCCUCGGAAAGUAAAGGAUUAUGCUCUCAUGGAACUACUUAUUAUGCAUAUGGAAGAACCUUGCUUUGAUUUUCUAAGGACAAAAGAAACACUUGGAUACCAUGUGUAUCCUUCCUGCCGAAAUACCUCUGGAAUCUUGGGAUUUUCUGUUACAGUGGAAACUCAGGCAUCGAAGUUUAACACCGAAUUAGUGGACGACAAAAUAGAAGAAUUUCUUCAGAGCUUUUCUGCAAAGCUAGCAACAAUGAGUCAAGAUUCUUUCUCUUCUCAGGUUACAGCAUUGAUUAAACUUAAACUGUGUGAAGAUACACAUCUGGGAGAAGAAGUCGACAGAAACUGGGAUGAAGUUUUUACACAACAGUAUCUCUUCGACAGGCUUGUCCACGAGAUUCAAGCUCUUCAGUCAUUUACCAAAGAAGACUUGGUGAAUUGGUUCAGAACCCACAAAGAACACAAGAGUAAAAAACUUAGUAUUCAUGUGACUGGACAUGGGCAACAUGAACUAGAUGUAACCGAUGUCACCUUAUGUGAAUCAAAGUUCAUGCAGGGAGAAGCGUGUCACCUUAUUUUCUUACCUGUGUCUGCUCAGAUGGGGCAGGCAACCACCAUUGACGAUAUAACUGCAUUCAAUUCAAAACUCAAACUUUACCCUUUGCAUAAAAUUUUGAAAUGAUGUUUGUCAAUUGGAGAAGGUCACAGGAAGAGUAUGCAAUGUUUCCGAGAAUAUGCAGUUUACGUAUAAAAUUAAAUCCUGAUUCUUGGUGUUCUGCUUUAAGAGGAGAAGCAUUUCACCAUAAAUUGGUGCAACUUCAUAUGCAACUGUGUCAAUAUAACUAGCUAAUUAGAGUGUAUUUUGACAUCUGUAUUUUAGUGAUCACCUAAUAAUGAUGCACUUGGCACCAGAAUUUAUUAAGGCAAAAAAAGCAGUAAAUAUUUGAAUAAUUGUGCAGUUUGGUUUGUCAUUGCUUUCUGGGAAGUGUCGUUUAAAACACUUAAAGAGUACUCUUUUGAAGCAGGAGGAUGCAUUCUAAGUGUUAAAUGUGUUUGGCAGACCUGUUUUUAAACUAGUGGGUUUGGUUGAGAGGAAUAUCAAACUUAUAAAAUUGUUUUGCCUAUUUUACCUCUGUUUAAACCUACUUAUUUAUAACAGUUUUGAGUGGCAAGCAACCAAUGAUUAAUUCUCAAACAAGAUAGUGUUUUCAAAGACCAAACUGAUGCAUUUGCAAAGAAAAAAAUCCUCCAUUAAACCGAUCUUUGAGUGAAUUAUUUUGGACAUGUACUGUUUGUUUUAAUGAUUUAGAAUUUUGGUGGGUGGGGUAUAUGUGGCCAGAAAGUUUCAGUUUUCAUGUCUGAAUUACUGGUUGUGUAACCAGAAUAAAUAUGACCCAUAUGAUA